UUCUUUUUUUCGUCCCCCACCUUUAGUGCCCUUCUCCCCCAGGCACGGAUUUACUUCCGCGUCUCAGAUCCUCCCGAACAUUUACCGCCCAGGGGAGCUUUUACAGUGGAGACCCCUGGAAUGCUCCUGUCCCGUUGUUAUAGCUGACCUGGCCAACUCUAACCUCCAAUUCCUCCCCAGGAGCAUUGCACAUUACACAAACACCAGAAAAGAUGCAACAUCCGAAUUCGUUGGCGCUUCUGGGCGCUAUUUACGCUUUUACUCUGGCUGCUGCUGGCAGUGUGCCUAGAGGUGUUGGCCCAGAAUUUGCUUCUCACUACCAGGGCGAUGAAUUCUCUUGCAUCACCAACGCAGCGAUCAAAUUGAGUCUUGACCGAGUCAACGAUAACACGUGCGAUUGCCCUGAUGGCUCAGACGAACCCGGCACCGCUGCCUGCGCCAACCUCGAUCCUCUCUCCCCCGAACAACCUCUCGCCGGCUCCAUCACCGGCACCACAAACACCACCAAUGCCCUCCCUGGCUUCUGGUGCGAGAACAAGGGACAUAUUGGAAUGUAUGUUCCGUUUCUCUACGUCAACGACGGCGUGUGCGAUUACGAGCUCUGCUGUGAUGGGUCAGAGGAGUACGGUGGUGUAGGCGGUGUCAAGUGCGAGAACAAAUGUGCCGAGAUCGGAAAGGAGUAUAGACGAUUGGAGGAUGAGAAGAAGAAGGCUUUACAGAAAGCUGCGAUGAAGAGAGGUGCUAUGGUUCAAGAGGCCAAGGAUCUGAGACAAAAGGUUGAGAGAAAGGUGGAGGACUUGAAGAAGGAGAUUGCAGCGCUUGAAGUCAAGAAAGAAGACCUCGCCCAGAAGCACCGCGACGCUGAACAGCAAGAUAAGGGGAAAGUUGUCCGCGAAGGUCCCAGCGGUGGGAAACUCGGUGUUCUCGUUGGUCUUGCCAAGACACGCGUCAACGAGCUCAGGGAUACUCUGGACAAGGUUGUCAGCCAGCGUGACGCUCUCAAGGAGCGAGUCGGUGAACUUGAGGAGCUUUUGACAAAGUUCAAGACUGACUAUAACCCCAACUUCAAUGAUGAGGGUGUCAAGGCGGCGAUUCGAUCUUUUGAGGACUAUUCGGCUCGGCGGGUGGAGAGCAAGGAGGAGGUUGUUAGUGAUGAGGAUGUUUUGAGUGUUCUUAAGGAGGAUGGGGAGGGUGGUGGUAUUAAUUGGAGUGAGUUUGAGGAGGGUGAGGGAAGUGAUACUGAUAUCCUCUACAAUUUUGAGGCCUACCUCCCUCCUCCCGUUCGAGCUUUCAUCCACAACUCUCUCGACAACCUUCGUGUCUGGGCUAUUACAAACGGCAUCCUCGCCGACAACACAUCCCCCGGCAAAGAAUCCACCCUCGUCCGCGCAGCCCGUGAAGCCGUUGACGCUGCCAAGCGCGACUUCUCCGACAAAAAGUCCACUCUCGACGUCGAACAAGCCGAUCUCGAUUUCGACUACGGUCCCGACGAUAUCUUCCGCGCCCUCAAAGACAAAUGCGUAACCCUCGAAGCAGGCGAGUACACCUACGAACAAUGCUGGCUCGGCAGCACCAAGCAAAAGUCCAAAAAGGGCCACGGUCAAAGCAACAUGGGAAAUUUCAAGCGCAUUGACCGCGAAAUGGCAGACGAAGAAGACAGAAUCGACGGAAAGAGUCUUGGACGCGGAGAGAGGAUGGUGUUGCGGUAUGAGGAUGGUCAGCAGUGCUGGAAUGGACCGCAGAGGAGAACGGAUGUUUGGCUGGGAUGUGCGGAGACGGAGGAGUUGUGGAGGGUCAGUGAGAGUGAGAAGUGCGUUUACAGGAUGGAGAUUGGCACGCCUGCUGCUUGUGACUUUUCGAGAUGGGAUGUUGGAAGUCAGCCCAAGAAGCCCAGAUCUCGAGAUGAGCUAUAGGCAGCCAGCGGAGGGUUAGAAUGUUGGGAACAAUGUUGAUUAAGAUAGAAUACAACACGACUCGGUUUGCAUGAAUAUUGUAACGUCCAAGAAAAAAAGUCCCUGAUAUCAACUCCCCAACUCCCGCACCUUGAAGCAAAUAACAACCCCCUCCCCUCAUCUCAGCAAUUCUCUUUUCUGCAGAAUCUACCAGAAGCUGCACCAUCCUAUGUAGUGCUGACACAGAUUCUCUAGCUUAGUAGCCUCCAUGAUUAGCUUGUUGACCUGCGCAAUGACAUCCAGCUCCUCGUUGUUCUUAAAAUCAC
Messenger RNA from Fusarium redolens, 2218 nucleotides. RefSeq names its product glucosidase II beta subunit-like protein-domain-containing protein. Gene Ontology annotation, cellular component: glucosidase II complex. Gene Ontology annotation, biological process: N-glycan processing. The transcript is spliced from 3 exons. Lineage: Eukaryota; Fungi; Ascomycota; Sordariomycetes; Hypocreales; Nectriaceae. The record is from RefSeq and is a predicted model, not a curated record. The coding region runs from base 213 to 1913 and encodes 566 amino acids.